GAAUUAUCAUCGCAAUUUGAAAUUCUAAUUAUUCUGCUUAAAACGAUUCAAAUACUCUCCGCAGGUCACAAAGUCUGCUCUUUGCGUUUUCGGCGAGUUUCAGAAAAUAAAGAAAAGUGACGUUUUCGAGGUUGAUGAUGGCAGAAUUUAAGGAAGAACUCGAGCCCUUAUUCGAUUACACUCGGGUUCAACCCGUCAGUGUUAUUAGUCUCGACGACGAUGAGUUGGAUGAUUAUCCACUACCCCCGUCAAAAAGGAAGAAGAUUUCCAAUUCCACGGUUGAAAAGGUAGAGGAUGAUGUGAAAGCAAUUCAAGUAUUUGAUUGUGAGAAAAAGGAUGAUGAGGAUUGGCUACCUCCUCCUCCAAAGGUUUCCUGUGAUGCACAUACCAUUGGUGAAAAUUCGACCAUUAAAGAGCUGAGGUUAAAGAAGCAAGAGCUGGCAUCAUUUGCACGACAAUCAGCGGAGGAUGUUUUGCAAGCUAUGGAGGAGUCUGUAAAGAGAGAGCUUCAGCAGCAGUCCUUUUCGGAGGCCAUUGCAGAUGAACCUUCAAAACCUCGUAAUGAUAGAGCUAAGAUAAUUAUUUCUAUUCAAGACAAGGAUGGACCUAAGCAAUUUCGCAUUUACUCGGAUGACAAGUUUGAGCGGCUGUUUAAAUUGUAUGCGGAUAAAGUUAAACUUGACCAGCAGAAUUUAGUGUUCUGUUUUGAUGGAGAGAAAGUAGGUCCAGAAGCAACCCCUGAUGCCCUUGGAAUGGAGGAUGAUGACAUUAUUGAGGUGCAUGUUAAGCCUAGAUUAUGAGUAUUCAAGUAAAUGCCCUUUCCAACUUUUAUUAUUUCUGCUGCUUUAUAUUCAGGUUUUUUGACGUCAACCUCAACACUCAAAAACCAACUUGAUUUUGCUUUUUUGGGAUGCCAGAGUUAAUAUUUGACCCUUUAGUAUCACAAUUACAGUUACUGUUUUUGUUUAUGGAUAUUUGCCCAGCAACUGUACAGUUUAAUCCAUCUUUUUUCUGUAAGUGUAAAGUAGCUUAGAAUUUGAAAAGAUAGCUUGAUAAACGUAAAAGAUGUAAAUUUUGAUUAUCCUAAAUAGCAUUUGGCUUUUUCUGGCAAUUAUUGUUA
This is a messenger RNA of Ziziphus jujuba (common jujube), 1120 nucleotides long. RefSeq lists its product as uncharacterized. NCBI's taxonomy places the organism in Eukaryota, Viridiplantae, Streptophyta, Magnoliopsida, Rosales, Rhamnaceae. The record is from RefSeq and is a predicted model, not a curated record. Bases 135 to 800 code for a protein of 221 amino acids. The transcript has 7 exons.